ACAUGAGACAGGCAUAAAUAGUCCAUCUGGCAGCAGCAGUGGCAAUGCGUCGAAGAGAAUAGCCAUCUGGAUUCCAGGUUGAUGUUAAACAAAGUUUGAUUUAUGCUUGAAUAUCCCCUUCCUGUGAGCAUCUAUCAAGAAACGUUAUCAAAGCAGAAAAAUGAUGGAAGAGUCACUCACACCUAUUGCGAAUGGCCAUGACAAGGAUGCAGAAGAAGAUGAUGAGGAUUAUGAAGAUGACAUAUUUGACAUCAGAGAUUUGCACAUGUCCACAAAGCCUCUGAUGUCCCGCAGGCAACGCCAGCCGAAACAUGCUUCUGAAUUACUAAGAACGAAAACAAUUCCGCGGAAUCGAUGUUGCCAAAAUGUAUGCAUGCCUGUUUUCUACUUGGUGCUUAUUCUGGUGGCAGCUACUGGAAUGGCAAUGCUGGGGCUGUUCUUCUUUCAGGCAUUCACAAGCAAGGCCCAUGCAAAAAUGUUGGAUGGUUCAGAAAAGUUGAUUGGAGGGAUUAUUGGAAAACCAUGCUCAACAUAUGGAGAGAAGAUCGUGGGAUGUACGCAGUUCAGUGUAGAGGACGUGUGGGUGCAGAAUUACCCUAAGCUGCUAACUGAGAGUGCUAUUAGACUGUUGGACAUUAACCAAGAUGGAGUCCCUGAUGCCGUGAUAGGGUUUGCUACAGGUGCUGACGGCUACAACAUCCCUCCAAUCGUGUGUGAUCUAUACUUUGAUGGCAAACAUCCAUGCUUUGGUGGACUGUUGGCGCUUGAUGGACGCACUGGCACUGAACUGUGGAGGCAUUAUUCUGACCACGAGGUCUAUGCACUUAAUUGCAAUGCUGAUCUAGACCAGGAUGGGAUUAAUGACUGCCUUGCAGCAGGCAGAGCUGGGGUGUUUCAAGCUGUGAGUGGGCGGGACGGUCACUUGCUCUGGAACUUUGGGCCGCAGGAAGCCCGGAACGACAUCAUGAACCUCUACACCCCACAAGUGAUACUAGACCUGAACAGAGAUGGUGUGCCAGACAUACUUGCUGCUCAUGGUGGUGACCCACUUGCUGAUCCUGGCAGUGAGUUCCGGUUGUCAGGAAGGAUCAUCUUCUUCAGUGGGAAGGAUGGGGAAGUUUUGAAAUGGACAGGGAUUCCUGAUCAAAGGGAGACCUAUUACUCACCUCAGGUGUUAACUAGAGCUGAUGGCACUCAAGGUGUGCUAUUUGGAACUGGUGGCGAAACACAUGGUGGCGCCCUUUGGUACAUUUCUCUUCAUGAUCUCUUCAAUGGUAAUAUAGAAAAGGCUCUGAAACUAACGACUGAUGCGUACAAGGGCUUCAUGACACCAGCUGUAAUCGUAGAUGUUAAUGACGAUGGUGUGGCCGACAUAGUUGUGGCAGCAUUCAACUCCAGUGUUCAAGCGAUCGAUGGCGAUACUUUCAAGAUACUGUGGAACUUCACUAUUCCCCAGUCGGAAUCAUACAGCACACCAGCAGUUGGAUACUUCAAUAAAGACAGUACACCUGACUUCAUGGUGAAGUAUGCAGAAGGACCUGGUUUCCCAAUCUAUUAUCAAUCACGAACAACAGUGCUGGAUGGGUUGACAGGAAUGCCACUACUGUCACCAUAUAUAACAGAUACCGUAGGAUCUCAAAACUCACCGCUUACCAUCUCCAUUGAGGGGCAUGGCAACGAUAUAUUUCUCUACUGGCUGGCUGACUGCAAAGGCUAUGAGGGCAAAGGAGGAGAGUUUGACUUUGUGGAAGGAACGAAUGUACAUGAGCAGAGCCGGUCGAAUUUCUGCAAGCUGCGUUUUAAAACCAAUGGCUUCAGUCAGAUGUUCAUGAUAAAUAGACACUCGGGGACUCCUGGAACCAAGGUGUAUGAUUCAGAGGAGCGGCGAAGCACAGAGUAUAAGGAUGCAGUGAACACCACAGCUAUGGCAAUGAAGUGGCUAGCAGAUCAUCCUGAACACUACCCAGAGUAUCUGCGUUAUAGCAAAAGGGGCAAGAAGGUGCAAGAAAAGGCAAACAAGCAUAUUAAUCCCACACCAUUUAAUACACAGUAUCAGGACUAUGAUUAUAUAGAUGGUUAUCAAGCACCAGCACACAGACAGUCAUGGGGUGACAUAGGAUAUGACUCGUAUGGAAGCAGGAAGCACGGGCGCCAGAAACGACAUAUUGGUGCUCAUGACGAGGAAGGCAUACAGCGGCUGCUGUCAACCGGUACACUAGCACCUCCGCUGCCUGGUUCUGAUAUGAACCACAGCAUUGAUGUUAUUUUUGCUGUGUACUGGUUCUUUCCUGCCAAGACUCAGGCCAUACUCCCUGGUGACCGUGACUGCAUACUAAAGAGGCUUGGCGGAGAGAAAGAGCGGUUUGACCCACAGAGCACUUAUUAUGGAAUGGACCACGAUGCCUAUGAAGCUGCUAUCACCAAAGAGUGUGUGACAGUGGGAGAUGAUGAUUCUGGUACGUUUGAGUCACAGACCGAGUACAAUCCAUACAAUGUGCACAUGGGGCAGAUGACAGUGUAUAGACUGCGUCUGAGCUGCAGGUGCAAACCGGAGGUGGACCCAGACAAACAUAAACACUGCAGUAAGAUGCUGCCACUUGAGAAGCAGGCUUGGGCUGCCUACAUGGGCACAUUUGGCACUAGUUAUUACAACGUAUUGAGGGAUCAAUGAUAGCGUAAAUGCGUUUGCGUGUGUACGUGUGUGUUCCGGAUGAUAAGAAGCAGUUCCAUGAUGCUUAGUUAGCAACAGUGCGGAUUCAAAUGCCUUGAUGAUAUACUGUACAUCUAGUCUUUGAGUUUAUAGUUUCUAUAGUAGUUGUUAGUUCAGACAUUCUGAAUGAAGAAAUAUGGCCUGCAUGAAUUUCAAGUAAAUUGUAUAGCUGUUUGAGUCACUAGUCAAUCGAUGAGUCUUGACCAAAAUUAGUUUGUGCAGUAUUACAUCGUGGAGACUGAUUGCGUUGGAAAAUACUUACAAAGGAAUAUUCAUUCUUAUAUUAUUUAUCUGAGAAGCGUCUCUGUGAUUGAAACAAGUCAAUGGUUGUUUGAUGUAGGAGGUUAACAGUGUAGAUAGGGACGAAUUGUUAAUCACAUGCCAUAAACAAGGCUAAUUUGGGGGUGGAACAGUAUUAAUGGUACUUUGGGGUAGUGCUUACCUAGUUGAUUAUAUUUCUUGCUACACAAGGAGAAACGUGGUUUAUUGGUGCAAGAAUGGUUUGAAAUGGCUCAAUGUACGGACGUCUGCUAGCUGCAAUAAGUAGAGUCGUGACUAAUCAUCCUAUCAUUUUAACACACCAAUUAAGUGAAAUUGAAAUAGCGGUUCAUGCAGUCAUCUGCUCAUGUAUACGGGAACCUAUGAUAACCAUUUCAUUUUCAAGUAGGUUCUCAACAAGAUAAUGACCACCUUUCUCUAUGUUCGUUGCUGGUACGAUGUAUGGGGUCCUAGAAACGCGUUGUGAAGACAGGAGCUCAAUGCGUAGACUUUAGUCGUGCAAAUUACAUUAUUACACACCGUGGUGUCGGUUAUUAAAUCCUUUCUAACCCAUAAACCUCAUAACUCUGUGUUAAUUUAGCUCUCGUCAACUCGGUGUUACUUUAGUUGUCAACUGUAGAUAUAAUUAUAGUGUUUUCCUACAACCCUAGAUGCAAACCAAACAAAGAUGUGCCCUAUAUACUUCUCCAACCAGGGUAUAUAACCCUCUGGCCUUGUUGCCUCUUAUGAAUCUCUGUUAGAAACAUAUCGUCAGUGUUAUGUAUAACUUGCAUGCUUUUACAGGUUUUAUUUAUUUUUUAUUUUUUUGUGGGAUAUAGGCCGUGAUUCAAUUUUUAUGCAGAUUUCGUUCUGUUUCCAUUUUAAUUGAUACAGUAAUAUAUUAAUUUGUCAUAGCGGGCAUACGUUUGAGAUGUACUCAAAAAAAUGAUUGCAGGGCAUAUAGGCAUCCCCUGUCGCAUGCUACUGUCAUAAACCCUGUACGCGCUGAAGGAAUGUGGGUGUCACUGGAGCGCGAUUGGGAAGUAGAAGCGUGGCAGUGAUAUGGGUCUGAAUUUUAUGAAUGAAUCUCUCUUACACGGGUUCAGUCGGCCGUGUGUUAAAAUCUAGUAAAGUCCAUGUCUUUGAAUAUGAAAUGUAUAUUUACUCUGAGGCCUUUCCUGUCCGCCCGAAAUAUUUUAUUUAUGUACUUAUUUAUAUUAUUUAUUUGUUUGCAGUUUGUAUGUGUAUGAAUUAUAAUCAUAAAUGCAUUCGAUUCCGUAAAAAAACUGAUCACACGAUAGCGAAGUUAAUAUUCACUGAUUGUUGCCUUGUAUGUUUGAGCAAGGUGCGUGAAACGUUCUGUCGAUUUAAAUGAACAUAUAUUUUAUGUAUAUAAAUAUACAAAGCCAAGAUAUGCUUGUCAUUAUUUUGCUAAAUAAUAUUUUUACAAAGUCUGGUUCACGGAAAGUAAUUUUCCUGUUUAUUUAUGUAUUGCCCCCUAACUUGUGUUUCCAUGGACGCGUGUCAUGUGUGACGUCUUUUAACCUUGAACUUUUUACUUUGAUUAUUGAAUAUACUUUGACUUACAUUACUUACUCAUGUAGAUACAUGAAGUAGGCUAUGUACCGGCUGCAAAACACCAACUUGUACUUAAUUAUAGUUUACUUAACUUGUCACCUUUGCAGCUUUUGCUUUACCAGUAAUGAUUUUUUGAUGAUUAAUUGAAGUAAUCAGCGUAUCCUGGGUUAGGUUAUUUCAUUACUCACGCACCCUCUCAGGCAUGCCAACAUGCAAUCAAUAAUUAAUAACUGUUAUCAGUUUUUGAUAUGAUAUAAUAGGUAGAUAGCAGCCAUUAAGUUUUCUGAUCACCAGAAACGAUUAACCAUAAUAAUGAAGAGGCUAGUUGGUUAUAUAAUUAUUCACAGAAUGUCAUGUGUACAUUUUCAUCCAGUAAUAUAAUGAUAGUAUAGAAGGCUCACCCCGUUAUAGAAUAACGCCCAGUCUUAGCUCAGAAUAUAGCCCUCGUUGCCACUGCCAAUUGCAGAAUAUAUGUAUAUAUAUAUAUAUGUAUAUAUAUAUACAUACAUAUAUCUAAUUUGGUAGAGCCUUUAUUCUCAUUCUCCCGAAAA
Molecule: messenger RNA, 5097 nt
Organism: Priapulus caudatus
Lineage: Eukaryota; Metazoa; Priapulida; Priapulimorpha; Priapulimorphida; Priapulidae
Exons: 18
Coding region: 161-2671 (836 amino acids)
Molecular function (GO): protein binding
Source: RefSeq, a predicted model, not a curated record